GUAUCCUCACUCCGAGUGAUUCACCUCUUGUCAAUUGGGUCCACAGGGAUACCUCAGCAACCCGAUAUGGUCCUCCAAUAUCGUUCGUCGAAUGGUGAGCCGUAUCUGAGGCUUCCGGAGCCUCACACAAAUAUCAUCAUCACGCCGCAUCGGGCGGAGGGCAUUGAUGAAACAAGCGCAGCCUUGACACAAAUGCUCAAUGAUCCUGCCAUUGCAUUGAACUUGCAAAACACUCCGUACCCAUACACACGCUCUCAUGCAGAGGAGUGGAUCAAGGCCAACUGUGAAGAACAGCAAGACAUGCUGGCUGCCUUGCGAGAAGAGCUCGACCAGCAGAGUAUGAAUGCUUCGGCUUCCGAAGUAGGAAAUGAACACACGAUUCACAAGUCGCCAACGCGAAUGUUUGACAUCUGUCCUUUCACCUGUAUUCGAGAGGUGGUAGAAUCGGAGAAGGGCUAUGAAGGCUCCUUCAAAGAUGUUCUCAUUGGCGAAAUUCGGCUCGCUCGCUCAAGCUUCGAAGACUUCCCUAAAACUGGACCGGAAAGAGAGCAUGCCAAGAAAGUGAACGAUGAUCUAUCUGUUGGAGACCCGAGUAUCAUCUGGAGCUUCGGAGGUACGCUGCCACUUCCCGAAAGCAUGAGUGCACAAGAGCCUGCGAUCAUUAACGGAAAGGGAAUUAUGACCCUCGUUAUACAGACGAUCCUUCAUGAUUGGGCUGUACCUCGAAUGAACGUCCAUCGGCUGAGGUGCUGGGCCUUUGAAGACAACGCGGGCAGCAUUCGGGUUUUCGAAAAGAACGGUUUCGUGCGUGGACAUACCCUGAAAGAUUGGGCUUCGGUCUCGGAGAGCAGGGGCGGAGGGAAGAAGUCGAUUGUAUCAUUAGAAUGGACGAGGUAUACUUGA
Penicillium diatomitis is the source of this 903-nucleotide messenger RNA. RefSeq names its product GNAT family N-acetyltransferase. The transcript is spliced from 2 exons. The record is from RefSeq and is a predicted model, not a curated record. The annotation marks the transcript as partial. Gene Ontology annotation, molecular function: acyltransferase activity, transferring groups other than amino-acyl groups. Lineage: Eukaryota; Fungi; Ascomycota; Eurotiomycetes; Eurotiales; Aspergillaceae.